Messenger RNA from Saccostrea echinata, 4462 nucleotides. RefSeq names its product zinc finger-containing ubiquitin peptidase 1-like. Gene Ontology annotation, cellular component: nucleus. Gene Ontology annotation, biological process: regulation of gene expression. The coding region runs from base 101 to 2407 and encodes 768 amino acids. The transcript is spliced from 8 exons. The record is from RefSeq and is a predicted model, not a curated record. Lineage: Eukaryota; Metazoa; Mollusca; Bivalvia; Ostreida; Ostreidae.
AAAAUGAAAAUAGAAGAUGAGGUUCAUUGAAAAUUCAUGAGAUUUUAGCCAUGGAUAUUUAAUUAAGCAACUUCCUGUCCAUCACCGUAGGUUAGGCUCCAUGGCAGAAGGAGGUAUUAUUUUAGAGAAAGAAGGGAAAUUCCUGGAAGAUGAUGCUAAAUUUCCCUGUCUUAUCUGUGGUCAGAAGGGACUUACCCAGAAUGAAAUGCGUGCCCAUAUAAUGAUGGAGCAUGUAGAGCGAGACAUUUCCUGCCCGUUUUGUGACCUUAGUGGAGUCACAUCUAAUGAGAUGAAUUUACAUAUCAAUAGUGCUCACCUAUCAGAAGAGGAAUCUGCUCAAGCUAGUCAGUCUAACACCUUAUCUGCUAAAGUCAACGACUCCCCAGAUUCUGUACCUAGUCACACACUGGAAGCCAUAUCUCAAGAAAUACAUUCCAAAAGCAAAGGCAAAGAUAAUUCAGCUGCAGAUAACUCAACUGCAGAUAAUACUCCGUCAAAGAUCUCAAAGGGAAUGAAAUCCACAGAGGUUAAAAACAAGGAAAAAGCAUCCUCCAAAAAUCUGAAAAUAUCUGAAGAUCUACAGUAUGAUCAUGACAAAAGCUGCAGUUCAAACAGCCAAAGUAAUCUCACUCAGUCAAACGAUGGAUUAAAGAAUGUCCAGGCCUCAGAUGGCGUGGACAAAAGUCAUUUAUUCCUAGAGGUUAACCAGCCAAGGGAGGAAGUUGGAGUUUUAAGAUUGACUCAAGGUUUCAACAGUUGCCAUACCAUAGAAGGUGCUACAAGAAGAGGCACUGCACAGAAUGGAGCAGGUUUCCAUGGCAAUCAAAGAAAUAACCCACUGGUUGUGCCAGAUAUCAAUGAUAAUGUUGAACCUGAUAUCAACUCAAAUAUUCCUGGUGAAUUUCCCUGUCCUAUGUGUCAGUUCAGUACGAUAUCUGAAGCAGACAUCCAGACUCAUGUAAACAGAGAACACCUAGAUAUUCUAAGUCCAUGUAAAGGUGGUGAUUAUGAAAUGGUUGAUGAUGAUUCUGUUCCAAGAUGCCCACUAUGUGGAGCUUUGAUGAAUUCAGUUGAUGAAUUACAAAUUCAUGUCAAUAUUAGUCACUCUGAUAUCCUUAGCCCAGAUCAACCAAUGGAUAUGCAGGAAAAAUUAUAUCCACCAAUGAGAAGAGAAGAAAAUGUUGAAAAGCCAAUCAGAGGUAAGAAUGGGCCUGUUCCACCAAUGGCAACUUUUGAUGGUAAAGAUGAGGAUGGAGAAAUGGCUGCCUGUAGCAGAAAUUGGAAUGAAAGAAGAAGCUGGCAAGAAAUUGUCACUUGUCCUGUUUGUGAUCAAGAGUUUGAUGAUGCAGCCAUAUUGGAAAUUCAUGUGAAUGGUCAUUUCUCUGCUACCAACACACCAGUAGUAGAAAAUGACUUUGCAUUAGCUCAAGAACUUGGAAAAUCUGAAUACGAGGAUCAGGAGCAAAGACAGUUUGAAGCCUUGCAGACAAUGUAUGGAAUGAAGGGAAACUCAAGCUACAAGAAGCAGUAUGAACGAACCUUGGAGAAUUCCUUCACCAAAGGUGAUCUAAGUAUUACUGAGUAUCAUCUGCGUAAACAGAGCAUGAAGACAAGAGAUCUGGCAGGCAUGGAGGACGGACACUCCUGUACUAAAGGUUUAAUGGAGCUAUUUGCCACAUACUAUGGAAGUAAGCCACCCAGUAUAGCUAACGUUUACCUAGCCUCACACGUGGAUCACUACGCAGCAUCCUACGGAGAUAGGGGAUGGGGGUGUGGCUACAGGAACUUCCAGAUGUUACUGUCAUCCCUAGCAGCCAAUCCUACAUACAGCAAGGUCCUCUUUAAUGUCUUUGUAGGUAAACCUGUGAUUCCUUCCAUUCCCAAAAUCCAACAGCUGAUCGAGGCAGCAUGGGCCAAGGGGUUUGAUCAGCAGGGAAAGGAACAACUGGGUAACAAAGUCACAAACACAACUAAAUGGAUCGGGGCCACGGAGAUUGUGGCUACUCUGUUUUCACUCAAAGUCAAGUGCCAACUCUUGGAUUUCCACAGCCCUUCAGGACCUCAGGGCACACACCCAAAACUUUUUGAGUGGAUCAAGGCUUAUUUUGAGAAGAAAGAGCCUUAUAAGCUUCCUAUAUAUCUUCAGCACCAUGGCCAUAGUAGAACAGUAGUUGGUAUUGAGGAAGUUCGGGAGGGUGGUUUACGUCUGCUGAUCUUUGAUCCGUCUACUCCCCGCAAACAGAUGCAGCAGUACCAUGGUGUGGUAAAUGGCAGUAACCUCCGCACCAUUCGACGUACCCUGCAUGGACUGAAGGCUAAGCAGUACCAGCUAGUGGCUGUCACAGGGGUCCUAACUGACCAGCAGUAUGAAGAGAACAAGGUGCUCCGGUCUCAAAGAAUCCACUAGUCAAGAAUUAGAUCUACACUUGCAGAAAGAGAAACCCGGCAGAAAAUAUUAAUCCUAUCAAGAAUAAGCAAAGUCCAUCUUAAGGGAAAAGUUUAAGCCAUACUUGAUUAAGAAUGAAUUUCCACACAAAUUUGCUUCAGAAUGGAAAAAAGAAUUUAUCAUAGUUUUACAUGUAAACGAUAACUCUUCUUAUUUUAGUACCUGGUUUGUCUGCAUCUAAAGCAUCUUCACUAGCCGUAGCUGGUCCGCUCCUCUUCAAAUCUACCAAGGGUUGAGAGGAAGGGAGUGGAUCAUAAAAUUGGCUAGCGAAGAUGCAUCUACAGCAGUUUUCAGUGCUUAGUAGUCCAGCUUGCUGAAAUCUUUUAUCUUGCCAAUUUGAUAAAUUUUUGCUACUUAGAACAUGUAGAAUAUUCCAUGUUUUUUGGAAGUACACUAUUGCUUGGUAGGCUGUAGAUUGAAGGGUAUUUAAAAAUAGUACAAUGCUUUGGUGCUUGUUUACAAUGAAUGAUGCUCUCAGUGUUGUAUUACUUGGGUCAGUGUGAUUACACUUUAGUAGGGAAUUGAAUUCCAUUGCACCAUUCUGUCAAGGCAUCAUAGGAUUCAUAUGAUUGUACUUCGUUAGAAGAACAGACAUAACACUCUUGUUAGGACAAAGCUGAGAAGUCAUUUUCAAAAAAUAUAAUUUUGUCUUAAGCCAAUAGUCUGAAGAAAUAGAAAAUAAAUAUAUGAGAGAUAUGUGCAUGUAAAACAAUCUUUAUUGUGCAUAAUACACAAGUGAUUAGAAAUGGUUUUCAAGUAGUUUCUUUUCUUUUUUUUUAAUUUAAAAUAGUUAAAUGUUAACUUAAAAGCACGAAUGUAACCACAAAACAGUUAUUUACCCAAUGACAGGUAAAAGAGAUUGUGAAUAAAAAAAAAUAGUGGCUAUGAUAGCCUGUCUUUAAAGCAUUUAAUUGUUGCUGAAAAGGAGAGUAAACUUUUUUUACAUAAAAGACUUAAACUAUAUGACUGGGACAUUAAUUAACUUCAGUUGUAAAAAAAAAUUUUAAAAAGUGCACACUAAAACAGUACAGUAUUACAGCUAGUAGAAAACAUAUAAUACAUAUAAAUGAAAAUAAUUGUUAAAACUGGACUUUUUAAUUGCAAUGAACUGAUACCUUUGUUUAAUUAAAAGUCAAUUUGUGUUGACCCUUCAGUCAAGUUGUCCAGUAAACCAGUCAAUGAUUAGUCUGAGACUGUAGAAGCUUUAGAGAGGGUUCUUGUGAGUAAAGUUCAGAGGAGAAUUUUAUCUUGUGAAACUGUUCUGUUCUUUGGAAUGAGUAUAAGCAUGAUAAGUCCUAAAAUUAUUAUCCUUCGUGCAAUUUCUUAUUGUUCAUUUAUUGUGAUCCAUACCUGUGUAGUUACAGAAAAAAUACAUACAGUAGGGUAUUCUAACUUCUAACAAAAAAAAAUUACAUCCACAUGCUGUAAUUUAUUUAAUAUUUAUUUUUUUUAAUGAAUGACAGAAUGUACAGUAUAUGUUUACUACCGGUACAUAAUCUGCUUUUUGAGAUCAGAGUUUCUGUAGUGAUUUCUCAUAGGAAAAAAAAAGAAAGGAAAGGAAAAACAACAGGUUAAGAGUUAACCUUAUACAAGAAACUCACAUUGCACAUGCAGCACUUUUUGUGACAUAUUACCUGUUCUGUAUGUCAGGUUAAAGUUUAAAUCAUGUAUGUAUUGUGAUUGUCUGGAGAUGUCUUAAAUAUCAUGAGGAAAAAUAAUGGAACAGAAGAAUUGUUCACUGUAAUGCAGAAUGUGAUAUAUUGUAUGAAUGUGGUUAUAGGCAAAGGGCAGAGCUUUUGUUGUAAAAAUAUAAAACCUGUAAUUGCAUAUUGUAAAUUUGUUGGAUCUGAAUUCCGUUAUAAAUGUUCCAUUUUUAUGCUAAUUUGUUUUUGCACAGCUGUGAUAUAUAUAGUAUGUGUGUCACUUAUAAGGUGACUGUAACAUAUCGAAAGGAGAGCCAGACUUAUUGCCAUCUUAUUGUUGUAAAUUUAUUAAAAUCUGUGAAUACAAAUACCA